Molecule: messenger RNA, 1283 nt
Organism: Lepidothrix coronata (blue-crowned manakin)
Lineage: Eukaryota; Metazoa; Chordata; Aves; Passeriformes; Pipridae
Product: NAD kinase-like
Exons: 9
Coding region: 98-1183 (361 amino acids)
Biological process (GO): NADP+ biosynthetic process; NAD+ metabolic process
Molecular function (GO): NAD+ kinase activity
Source: RefSeq, a predicted model, not a curated record
CGCCCGGCACAGCGCCCGGCACGGCGCCCAGCACCGCCGCUGAGACACCGCCCGCGGGAUCGAAUUUCUCUCUGGCCGAGGCUCCUUCGCUUCCAGGAUGGAGAUGAGUCGGGAGAAGCUGUGUGCCAGCAAGGCUGAGGGCAGCUCAGACUCUGGCUAUCACUGCUCAGCCUGUCACGACGACGAGGAGUGGGGCAACACCAGCCGGGGACGGUCCAAGUCACGAAGUCUGUCGGCUUCACCAGCCCUGGGAAGCACCAAAGAAUUCCGGAGAACGCGCUCCCUGCACGGACCAUGCCCAGUGACCACGUUUGGACCAAAGGCCUGUAUGCUGCAAAACCCUAAAACCAUUAUGCACAUCCAGGAUCCAGCCAGCCAGCGGUUGACGUGGAACAAACCCCCCAAGAGUGUCCUUGUGAUCAAGAAGAUCCGUGAUGCCAGUUUGCUGCAGCCUUUCAAGGAGCUUUGCGUGUACCUGACCGAGGAGAACAAUAUGAUAGUGUACGUAGAAAAAAAGGUGUUGGAAGACCCUGCCAUAGCUAAUGAUGAGAAUUUUGGACCAGUGAAGAAGAAAUUUUGCACCUUCAGAGAAGAUUAUGAUGAUAUCUCCAAUCAGAUAGACUUUAUCAUUUGCCUGGGAGGAGAUGGGACCUUGCUUUAUGCUUCUUCACUUUUCCAGGGUAGUGUCCCUCCAGUUAUGGCUUUUCAUCUGGGAUCCCUUGGAUUUCUUACUCCAUUUAAUUUUGAGAAUUUUCAGUCCCAAGUCACUCAGGUUAUAGAAGGCAAUGCAGCUCUGGUUCUCAGGAGCAGGCUCAAGGUGAAGGUGGUGAAGGAGCACAGGGAGAAGAUGACGGUCCAGAACGGGAUCGAGGAGAACGGAGUCGUGUCUGCAAACCUGGAGAAAGAAGUGGGCAAGCAAAUUAUGCAAUAUCAGGUCCUGAACGAGGUCGUGGUGGAUCGUGGUCCUUCCUCCUACCUGUCCAACGUGGAUGUGUUUCUGAAUGGACACCUGAUAACCACGGUGCAGGGAGAUGGUGAGUCUGGGGCUCCAUCCCUCCCCUCCUCAGCUGGGCACUGGGGUUAUUUAACUGCAGGAUUCCCUCGCCUGGAAAUGAAAUCUGAAGCUUCAGUUCCCCUGUGGCAGCAAAGACGAGUGUGCAGAGUGUGCUUGUUGACUGGUUAGUGAACAAACUAGGUGUUGUAAGCUUUGGUUUUGGGCUUGUGGAGGCAAGUGGCAGUUUCUUUGGGUGUCACAUGUUAGGGCUAAAGGCAAGAAAGGGCUC